This is a messenger RNA of Leptopilina heterotoma, 834 nucleotides long. RefSeq lists its product as uncharacterized. The record is from RefSeq and is a predicted model, not a curated record. Gene Ontology annotation, molecular function: nucleic acid binding. The transcript has a single exon. NCBI's taxonomy places the organism in Eukaryota, Metazoa, Arthropoda, Insecta, Hymenoptera, Figitidae. Bases 1 to 834 code for a protein of 277 amino acids.
AUGGCUCUAAGGUUCCAAGGAAGACUGGACGACUUUAACUUCCAAGGCAGAAUCAUCAGCUCAAGUCGAAGAAAAACCAGGAUACACAUUCUCUGCCACAACUGUGCAUCAUCAAACAUGGGAUUUGAUUCAUCAAUAUUCCUGUUUUUUAAAUUGCUAAGAGUUACUGCUAUUUGCCUCAGAUUUCUUGCAAUUCUCAACAGAAUUACAAAUUCUUCUUUACUCCGACCAAUCGGACCUAAGGAUUUGGAUCUCGUAAAGACUACUUGGAUAAAAAUCACACAAGGAACAUACUUCUUAUCAGACAUUAAGAAUCUCAAACAAGGCAUCAACUUUCCAAAGUCUCAUCCAUUCUCCAGACUUAAUCCAUUCAUCGAUCAUGAAGGAGUUGUUAGAGUCGGAGGACGGCUCAAUCAUUCAACAUCAGACAACGAAAGCAAGCAUCCUGCUAUUUUACCCAAGAAUUCUCCUUAUACUCGAUUCAUUAUAGAGGAGGCUCAUUCAAGGACUUUUCACGGAGGAACUCAACUCACCUUGGCUUGCAUAAGCUAUUCUUACUGGAUCAUUGGAGGCAGACAACCUGUUCGAUCAUUCAUUCUUAAGUGCAUUCAAUCAAUCACCAAUCACCCUCAAAUCUUAAAAGGGUCGUGGAGCAAAAACAAAAAAGGGUGGAUUUGCCUUUUUGUAUGUCUCACCAUCUCAGCUCUGCAUCUCGAGGUUGUCACGGACUACACCACGGAAGGAUUUCUCUCAGCUUACCGGCGAUUCACUUCAAGAAGAAGUAUCUGCAGGACACUCUACAGUGACUGCACAGUGACAGUGACUCUACAGUGA